Protobothrops mucrosquamatus (brown spotted pit viper) is the source of this 607-nucleotide messenger RNA. Its product is annotated as dehydrogenase/reductase SDR family member 13-like. The record is from RefSeq and is a predicted model, not a curated record. Lineage: Eukaryota; Metazoa; Chordata; Lepidosauria; Squamata; Viperidae. The annotation marks the transcript as partial. The transcript is spliced from 3 exons.
GUGGAAAUGCAGGGGUUGGGAAGGCCACAGCGGUGGAUCUGGCCCGGAGAGGCGCCCGUGUCAUUUUGGCAUGCCGCAACAAAGCAAGAGGAGAAUCGGCUGUGUGGGACAUUAGACAGAAAAGUGGGAACUCGGAGGUGAUCCUGAUGAUUCUGGAUCUGGCCAACCUCAACUCCGUGCGAGCUUUUGCAGAGACCUUCUUAAAAUCGGAGCCCCGUCUGGAUAUCCUCAUCAACAAUGCCGGAGCUGUUAGAACCGAAAUUGGUUACUCCUCUCGAUCGUGGUUAUUUAGGAUGGUUUGGUUCCUCGCGGUGUUCAAACGAGAUUGCGACACUGGCGCCCAGACCUCCAUCUACUGUGCCACCGAGGAGGGCAUCGAGAGUCUGAGCGGGCAGUAUUUUGCGGACUGCCAGCCGAAAAUGCCCUGCCCGCAGGCCCGUGAUGACCAGCUGGCCAAGAAGCUGUGGGAAUUCAGCGAGAGGCUGCUGGGACUGACCACUUAAGUCGGGAAGGGACAGAGACGGAGUUUGGAGUAACGAAAAACGGCUUCUGAUUAGACUGGGGGAUCGAACUGCAGGGAAUCUCCAUACUACCUGUCACAACCAUA